Molecule: messenger RNA, 2308 nt
Organism: Mya arenaria
Lineage: Eukaryota; Metazoa; Mollusca; Bivalvia; Myida; Myidae
Exons: 5
Coding region: 84-1769 (561 amino acids)
Source: RefSeq, a predicted model, not a curated record
GCAAUCAGGGAUAUGCAUGUCUGCGUACUAAUAUAAAUCCACACGGAAGAGAUCAAAGAAUCGACUUUAGGAGGAGUCCAAAAAUGAACAAAGAAGAACAAAAAAGACUUCGAGAGACUAUGCCGGACUGGAGCAGGGUUGUUGAUCCCAUGACCCUAACCAUUGACUUGCCUUGUUUAUCCGAAACAGAUAAGCAACGAAUACGGAAUUCGCAGAUAGGUGUUGUCCAUGGCUGCAACGGUCUCGCCGCUGGGAGUCUAUACAGCGCUUUGAUUCAGAAGAAACAAGGAUUCCGAGAAUUUGUGUUGGCGUUAAGGAGACAGGAUCAUGAAAGCCAGGCAGACAAUUUAGACCCUGGUCAUGACAUUAAAGAGGAAGACGCCUCCUCCAAUUUGGCUGCAAUUUCUCCCCCAGAUAUACCAGUUGGUGCAAGCGGUGGAACGUACUCGACCCCCAUCCUCUGCACUAAUGAUGAACAAGAAAAGCAUCUUCGAAAUGGUAAUUUGAUGUCCAGAAAUGAAACUGUACCGAAAGCCUACAUGAAAAGUAAGAAAAUCGUCAUUGACAAUUCCCCUUAUUCAGCGGAUAAAACAACAACACCAAACAUUGGAUCACUGGGUCAUGCUGAAAACAAACAUAAUCGAAACAUGUCCAAUACAUUAAUUGCUAAUUUGUUUGCAGAGGAUUCAGAUUCUGAUAACAAUGCUAAAGCAAUCAAUAAUGAAACUGAUGUUUGUCAGAAAAAAAUGUCAAAUUUAGGUCCAAGCGACCGAAAUGUCAGUCAUCUGAAACCCGAUGAAAUAAGAUUAAACCUAAACAUUGAUGCGUAUGAGAACGUUGAUUCCAAAGAAGAAACAUUUCGAAAACAGGUAGUGAACGAUUCCAUCGAAGUUGUGUCGUGUAACAUAGGCAAAGUCCACACACGUCAAGCACGUGAAAAACAUAUUUGUGAAGAACAUGUAGAUCACUCAUUUGAAGACAGGCGCAAUUCCGUUCCCAGACACUUAGAUGGUGAUGAUGAACUCGAUAGUAUACGAGAAAAGGGGAAAAAUAAAAGAUGGCCAGGAAUUGAUGCAAGUUGUGAAACAAAGAAUUCUGCGUUUGACGAUCAGGAUUCUGUUUCAUGGAGUAGCCAAAGUGACAGUACUUCAACACAGUUUGGAAAUAAACUCACUGAAUCACUUGACAAUGUAUUGUCUCCAUAUUCUGAGCAACCACGUGGUGUCACCGGGCAAGGGGAAGAUGAAUCCUUUACAAACGAUUGUCAAAAUACAAGAGGAGAUGUUACAGAAGUGAAAGAGAAGGAUUUGCCUCUGAACAACGAACAGCCAGUUAAUGUUAUUGAGCAAUCUGUGAACGAAUGCCCCAUUAUAGGAGAUGAUGCAGCUCAAUCAGAAGAAAACGUUUUGCCUCCUGAUUUUGACCAGUCACGAUAUUUGACUAGGCAAAGAAAAGAUGAACGGUUAACAAACAAUCGGUCCAGUACUGGAGUAGAAGAAACACAAACAGAAUCAAAUAUUGUGCCUACAAAUAAUGACCAGUCACGUGAUUUGACUGGGCCAAGAGUUGAUGAACAGUUAACAAACAAUCUCUCAAUUACUGGAAUAGAAGCAUCACAAGCCGAAUCAAAUACUGUGUCUUCAAAAGAGGAUCAGUCUGGUGAGGUGAAUGUUUGUGUGGGAAAGGCCAAGAAACAGUCAAAUUCUUUAAACAGAUAUGUUAGCCAUGCGGUGUCAGCUUUUUCAUACGUGCGUGAGCAUGUGAUAUAGUUAAAUAGUACAGUCCGUUAUGGAAACCCGCUUCAUUUGAUAGUAUGCAUCAAUUGUAAAAAGAAGGAAGGCUUGAUUGUAAGUUGUAAUUCACGAUAUGGAUACUUGAAAAAAAUGAGUAAUAUAUAUUUCCAGGUCAACUGUUGAAUGUGACGAAAAAAGUGAUGUGUAGUCUAAAAACAAGAUAUGGUGAUACAAAAUGUAGUUUCGACCUAUUUCAAAAUCCUGAUUCCUGCAUAUGGAAAUCGAUGAAAAUGCGUAUUUUCCUACACACAGGACUUCACAUUUUAAACCAAUGAAAAAAAUAUCAAUUGAUAAAAAAAUAAAAUAAUAUAUAUAUAUUUAAACUGGGACUUGUCCAGUAUCAUGGUCCUGCUACAUAUAGAUCAAGGCCCAACAAACAUACACCGUCAUGUAGGAACGUCCAUGGUGAUCUAAACAUGCCUGCUAGUUUUGUCACCCGCCUUAUCUCAUUAUCAUUCCCACACGGCCAUGUAAAUGAACAGUUUAUCAUUAGGUGAAAUAAAGUUAUAUUGUGA